Silurus meridionalis is the source of this 5904-nucleotide messenger RNA. RefSeq names its product adhesion molecule with Ig-like domain 1 (gene amigo1). The record is from RefSeq and is a predicted model, not a curated record. The transcript has 2 exons. Bases 765 to 2246 code for a protein of 493 amino acids. NCBI's taxonomy places the organism in Eukaryota, Metazoa, Chordata, Actinopteri, Siluriformes, Siluridae. Gene Ontology annotation, biological process: brain development. Gene Ontology annotation, molecular function: protein binding.
UGUUAGAAUUAAAAUGGCGUAUAACUGGAAUGCAUUAUUUUGAUGCAGUGCUAGCAGGCUGUGUGAAUGAAUUCCGGGCGCAACCUGAGAGUUGUUUUCCUUUCUUUUUUUUUUUUUGUGCGCGUGAGAAAGGCAGAGCGAAAGCGCGCGACUGCUCAUGCGCUCCGGCGAGUGAGAGAUGCUGCUCUUCAGAUAGUCAGUGUGGCGUCUGAUCAGGGGGUCGAUCACAGCUCAUUUCUCCUCCUGUCACAGUGCAUCUGCAAAAACCCCCAUGGAUCUCUGGACCCUCUUGGCUAAAUUAAACAUCUGAAAUGGAUUUAUUCACAUCUGCCAUAAUAUGUUUUGGGGAUUAUGAAAAGAUCAGCGUUGAGCGCGUCCUUUCUUUACGUAAUGCCGUAACUAUUUGCGCAUUUAUCCUUCAACUGCGAUAAAAAAAAAUAUAUAAAAAUAAUAAUUCUUGCUCAAAUCGCUUUUUGUAUUUAUUUAUUUUUUGUUUACUGGAAUAACACUCCGUUUUUCAAUCGGUGUACCUCCAUCUGGCUUUUGUUUCUGAAUGGGAAACGCAUGGCACUUUACUGUGAUGGGCAAUGGAUAAACAAACGCCUGCUCUAGGCAUUAUUUACCCUCAGACCUUGAUGUAUUGUAACCCGGUGCGAAAGAUUCAAGAGUUUAUACUCUGCAACUCCAUUGUUGCACUCAGCUAAUCUGACUGCGAUUUUAAAAUCAUCAUACACCUUGAUUUAACUCUUGAAAAAGUGGAAGAUAUGCUAUCCUCCAUGGAGCUGUUCAUUAAGUGGGCUGUCUGCACCUCCUUGGUUCUUAUCCCUAUACCUGGGACUGAUGGCUCGAUAGUGAAUUUCCACAAAACAUGCAUAUGUGCAAGCAACAUUGUCAGCUGCUCCAAAAUGAACUUAACUACAGUGCCAUCUGACCUGCCUAAGUACACAGCAGUGCUCGAUCUGAGCUAUAAUGACAUCAACAGACUACGUGCAGAGUGGACAACAUACAAGCUCCCCAAACUCCACAAUCUUUUACUGAGCCACAAUGGCUUGCAUUUUAUCUCUACUGAAGCUUUUGUUUAUGUUAAGGACUUGCGCUACUUGGACCUGUCCUCUAACAACAUCCGGCAACUGGAUGAGUACAUUUUUGAACCGCUAGGGGAUCUAGAGGUGCUUUUGCUCUAUAACAACCACAUCUCCCAGAUUGACCGCACUGCCUUCACAGGUCUUAGCAAACUUCAGAAGCUCUACCUGAGCCAGAACCAGGUGUCCCGCUUUCCUCUGGAGCUGGUUAAGGACAAGACCCGUCCGGAAAAGCUGAGCUUAUUGGACUUGUCUUCCAAUCGGAUCAAAGUCCUACCCAUCCAAGAUCUGCAGGACCUGCCAGCGUGGCUGAGAAAUGGACUAUACUUCCACAAUAAUACACUCAUCUGUGACUGUGAGCUGUACAGCUUGAUGACAUACUGGUAUAUAAGACGACUAAACUCAGCCGUGGAUUUCAAAGAUGACUACACCUGCAUACUUCCAGGGCCUGAUAAGAAGAUCUUGCAUGUUUUUGAACUAAAUGUGCAUAUGAACUGCAGCACAUAUAAUGAAUCAGUGGAGGAAGCCUUUCUGGAGCAGUCUUUGGUCCUCAAGUGUGAUACACGGCAUCGGAACAUGUCCAAGACUUGGAUGUUGCCUGGUAAUGUAGAGGUAUCACCUGGAAGCAACCAGACUGCUGUGGUCCAACCAGAUGGCAGUCUGGAGAUCAGUCCGGUAAAACUUGAGGACUCUGGUCAGUACACCUGCUUUGCUGUAAGCAAGCACCUUAAUGAAACCCUGUAUGUGUGGGUGAAGGUACAUAACUUCACUCUUAAUGUAAACAGUGAGACCCUCAACACAGCAUACACAACUUUAGUAGGAUGCUUGGCCAGUGUAGUCCUGGUUCUCAUCUACCUGUACUUGACCCCUUGUCGGUGCUUCUGUUGUCCAGGACAAGGGAAGUCCAAGAACCAACAUGAGGAUAGUAUUCAUUCGUCCAUGCUCAGUGCCACCCCGACACAUGAGGAUCUGGCAACCAAAGCAGAGCCCAACAGGCAUGUUGCCUUCAUAGAUCCCAAGGACCUGCAGGGCCAGAAUGGGAAAGUGAAUCGCACUGGGGAAGAGGAGCUGGAGGAUGAGGCUAAGCAUGGCAAAGGAAAGAGGAAGAAAUCAGUGUCAGACUCUAUUAGCUCAGUCUUCUCUGACACACCCAUUGUGGUCUGAAUGGAUCCUGUCUAGAGCGGGACAGCCAUCUGUGAUGGAUGCAAAUUGUUUGAGGUUUGUCCAGAGGCAAUGAGUUGUUGAGACGUCUUUGGAAAAAGAGCAACGGAAAUGCGAUUUGCACCCUUCAGCAUGUGGCUAAUUAAAAAAAAGACAGUGUUAUAUAGUUUUUCUUUGUGAAUUUGACAUGGACAAGUUAGAGAAGCCUUUCCAGCAUUUUAAUCUGUAGCACUUAAGUAUAUACUGUGAAAAGGUCUUGCCAUAUACAGUAAGUGGACUUUAAGAAAUGAGUCACUGAGAAGUGCGAAAGGUGAAAGGGUACAUGGCAAAUUUCAUUUACACAUGAACAGGCACUGGCAAGCCAUAUUAUUUAGUAAUAUAUAAAAUAUGUAAAGCAUAUAUUAUGAUUCUUAGACUGCUGAAAGUAGAAAGAUUAUAGCUUUGUGUCCUGUAUCAUUAGUACUUACAAUAUUUAUUCCUCCCUUCCCCAAAUGCUAACUUGCCAGCAUCACCACUUUAUAUAUAGAUUUCAGUCAUGAGUCAUAGCUAGAGGAGUGGCAUGCCAUUACCCACCAUUACGGUGACUGCUGAACACUGUCAAUUGCAUUUGAAAGGACGUAGCAAAGAUUUGAAUGUGCUUGUAGAAAUUCAGCACCUCUAAACUUAUCAUUAUGUCAAAACAUAGUGGAAACCAGUUUGAAUAGCGAAGAAAAAACUGCAGGAAAGAAAAUCCAGUUGUUGCUUUACCGUUACAAUGAUAUUAGCCGUUGUUGUUAAUAUGGAAUAGGAUGUAAAGUGAAUAGGAGAUCUAUCUGACAUUAAGCCAAAGUUAAACUUCACUGCGUUGCAAUUCUAUAUAUACACGCAAUAAUGCCACAAUACUACCGCAGUUACUGAAUUUAAGAACAAUAACAUGCUGGAUUUAGGAUACAUGAAACAUGUUUUAGAUACAUGCCAUCUUCUAGCAUCCUGUCAUGUUUGGUUAUUGAAAGUUUGGGUAGUUGGAGCACCAAAAAUUAGAACUGACAUGCCAGCUGCUGUGAUCCCAAGGAUCACUGAAAAUUGAUGCCACAUGCACAAUAGCAUUUCUUGUAAUCCCCAGGCUUAUGAGUAAAUUUAAUCAGCAGGGUGUGUGUUCAGAAGAUGUAUACCUUUAACAAUGACUCGUAAUCACAUUACGACUGCCAUUGUCUGUCAGAAAAUAUGGCCUAUUAUUUGCACAAUGCCAUUUGCAUGAGUCUGUCUGUCAUGACAACCAGAGAGAGAUAUAGAGAGAGAGAUUUCCUGAAUGCUAAUAACCUCUUAAAAUAGAAUAAUGCAUCUCUCACCUUUUUACUAGUACACCAGGACAGUCUAUAAUACAAAAUCCAAAACUGUUUUUUAAACAUCUCUGAUUCUCAAAACUUCGCAAGUUCAGUGUUAUUUGCAUAUUUUGCUAGCUUUAGUCAUUGCUUAGUCACUCAUUGUCAAACGAUUACAAAAUGAUUGGGUCCAUCUUUAAUUACAACCCAAGCCCCCCAAAAAGUGCUUGUAAUCUUGAACAGAAAAAAGGAGAUAGCCAUUGUUAUUUAUUUAUUUGUUUAAUAAUUUUUUUGGCAGUCUAACUAUUUAUUACGCAUGCCACUACCCAGAGUCACAUCGGCUUUAAGGAACAUGAUGAAAACAUUGAGUCAUUUAGAUAUAGCACACAAAAAUGAACAUUUCCGAAAGCUGGAUCGACAUGCAUUCUCACAUAACAUGCAUUCUAUGUAGCAUUCAGCUGUCAUAACCUGCAGCACACAAUAAUAGGUUCAAUACUCCGGCUUCACCUUUGCCUAGAGUGGCAUAGGACGAUCGUUUGACAGCCAUAUUAUUCUUGCUUUCACCCUGCUUGGGUGAAGUCAAAGGCAGGCUAAUUCAAAACACACUGAUUCUCAAUGGUAAUAUUAUUAUAAUACGGAGGACACUAGCAAUGGAUGUAUUUAAGAGCAUUCCAGUUACAACCUGUGUAAUAAGGGACUCGAACCUCUAAGAUUUUGUUUUCUAAAAGAGAGGAGAGUCCAUCUGGUUUGCACAGCAUCAUCUCAGGAAAAAAGUAUUGGAAAAUGAGAGCAGCUAUGAUGGACAGCGGCAGGCAUUGGGCAGUUCAGGCCUAUUAAACGCCUCCUCAGCUGAAGCCAAAAUUCUGUGACGUCCUCACCAACGUGAUCUUUAUGGGAAAAUGCCAGUGUCUCUGUUGCUUUAAAACAUGCUUUACAGUGGCAGGAGAGACACCCAAAUAAGAUCAAAUUUUUUCGCCAUUGUCAUUUGUUUUCUUUGAGUAUCAGUCCUUGGAUAUUGUUAGAUGGCGGCAGUAUUCUCUUAAUCUGUUAAUCAUUCGGCAUUUUGUGGGCAGUACAUUUGUGCUUUUGUGUGUUGCUUUAGUGUUUGUUUACACCGUUUACCUUGAAGACAGUGUUUUCUUAACCAGCAAGUCAUUUCGUCUUGUGUUUCUAUCGGAAGUGCCCGAGUCACUCCUGUAGUUUAAUACUGCUGGCUCUAAUACAGACAUGCAUUAAGUGUAUCAAUUUAAUACAGACAGCCUGAUAUGCAGAUGAUCCUGAAGAGCCUGUUUAAGUCGAUCAUGUGAGUUAAAGCUGAAAAUAAACUGUGGGAAAGUAGAUCACACAGAGCAUAUUGGGCCCCCUUCUUCUUUAUAUAGUGUUCUUUAUGCUGUUGUCUGGAUUCCACAUGUGACAAAAAAGAUGUUAAGCUUUUUAUAAGGUUUUCUGUUUUGAUUUAUGUUUCUGUCAUAUGAAAUCUCAAAAGAUGUUUACAAUGUGUCUCAAUAGGUCUGUAUAUUAAAUUAAGAAGUUAGUAAAUAGAACAGAAACUUCAGUAAGCCAUCACAGACUGUACCUAUGGAGGCAACAAAGCACUGUAUCACUAAGCAGUAGGUUAUAUGCUCUUUUUCAGGAAUACACUGUUAUAUGUAGAGACGUCUGUGACAAAAAAUAAAAAAAAACCCCAGAGAACUGCCUUGACUACAUUAUGCGCCUCUAAUACCUUUCAUUAGGAUCAUGUAUAAUGUAAGCACACUAAAUUGUGUACGUGUAUCUAUUUCUGUCUUUUUUAAGUGCCAUAUAAUGUAUGUAAAAUGUAUGUACUAUUUCACAACUAUGUAUGUCAAGUAUUUUACCUUGUUUCUUUUUAAAUCUCUGGCUACUAGACAAUUAAUAUAAAGUGGCUGCGUCUGUUUGUUGUCUACAGUUGGAUUUACAAAGACUUUUAGUAUAUAUAUACAAAUACAAAUAUAUAUACAAAUAUACAAAUACACUGACCAUGUCACAAUCCUUUCAACAAAAGUGCUUGUUUUGUGAAAGAAAGCCAACAAAGAGACAAAAUAUAUCCAGCCCUCGGAAAUCACAUUAGCGCAAAGUGAAUGUCUUGAAGGUAGUAAUAGCCUCACAGUGGAAACAUGGCCUGUGUCUCAGUGAGCAUAUUAUGAGUGCAAUAUCCAUUAGAUGCUGCAUUGUGCUGGUCCUGUUUUAGAGCUAGAGAGGUUCGGCUGUAUCAAAUUUCUGUGGUAGACAGCAGACUGUGACAGAGGGUAGGGUAAAGCAUAAGUCAGAGCUGUAGAGGUUUUAAUAUAAACAAUAAAUAUGAGAAUAUAAUAAUUUGCAAACUAAAUAAAAUGUUUACA